This is a messenger RNA of Pyrus x bretschneideri (Chinese white pear), 3955 nucleotides long. RefSeq names its product tRNA ligase 1. Gene Ontology annotation, biological process: tRNA splicing, via endonucleolytic cleavage and ligation. The record is from RefSeq and is a predicted model, not a curated record. NCBI's taxonomy places the organism in Eukaryota, Viridiplantae, Streptophyta, Magnoliopsida, Rosales, Rosaceae. Gene Ontology annotation, molecular function: RNA ligase (ATP) activity.
GCCUCUCCCCUGAACCCGGUCGCUGCUACCUAGAAGUUCUCUCUCGUCCACUUGGCGGGCUCAUCAGCCUCAUCCGCAUUCGUUCUCUAGGAAACUCUCUGUCUCUCUCAUAUAUAUAUAUAUAGAACCGUAUAGUGGUGGCACGUCCAGUGUAGCAAUCAUAUGUGGGCGUCGCAGAGAAUCAUCUAUGCUCUCGCUCUCACUCCUCCCCUCUCGUCUUCGUCCGCCUUCGUUUCCGGAACCUUCCUCUUGCUCCGCUCCUCCUCUCCUUCCUCCGCCCAUCCUGGCUUUCUCCCUCCCUCGCUUUCUCUCUCCUCUUCCAUCUCUCUCCCCCAUUCCACCAUGCCUUACAACCAGCAAAGGGGUGGGUGUACAGAACAAAAGUGGACACAAAAGCAAAAGACUGACAGCCCGUCCACGUCCACUGGGGAUUCUCCAGCAGCUGUCACUUACAGAGUUGGUGAGUUGAGUCUUACUGGAGGCAAUGGACAGGCCAAUCCUUCAGUUGAACCCACACAGUUUGGGAAGGUCCAAUUGGCAAAUCAGGGUCCAGUUCAAGGGCAGAAAGGAAUUUGGAUGCCAAAAUCAUAUGGGACAGUGAGCGGAGCUAAGGCGGUAGAAGUUGAAUCAAAUGUUGAUAAAAGUACAGUUGGAACCCAGGGAAAUGGAGCUCAACGAGCAGCAGCUCCAAAAACCAGAGUUGGUUUAAGUAAGCUGUUCAAUGGUAAUCUGUUGGAAAAUUUUACUGUGGACAACUCCACCUAUGCUCAGGUGCAAAUACGAGCUACUUUCUAUCCCAAAUUUGAAAAUGAGAAGACAGAUGGGGAGAUUAGGACAAGGAUGAUAGAGAUGGUAUCUAACGGCUUGGCUACCUUGGAGGUUUCACUUAAACACUCGGGGUCUCUUUUUAUGUACGCCGGUAAUAAUGGUGGGGCAUAUGCCAAAAACAGCUUUGGGAAUAUAUAUACGGCUGUAGGUGUAUUUGUUCUUGGACGGAUGUUUCGGGAGGCAUGGGGACGUGAAGCACCAAAAAUGCAAGAAGAGUUUAAUGAUUUCCUUGAGAGGAAUCGUAUGUGCAUAUCAAUGGAACUCGUAACUGCUGUUCUAGGAGACCAUGGACAACGCCCGAAAGAAGAUUUUGCUGUGGUGACGGCAGUCACAGAUUUGGGCAAUGGAAAGCCAAAGUUCUACUCAACCCCUGAGAUAAUUGCUUUCUGUAGAAAAUGGCGCCUACCAACAAAUCAUGUAUGGCUGUUCUCAACAAGGAAGUCAGUGACAUCAUUUUUUGCUGCCUUUGAUGCUCUCUGCGAAGAAGGAACUGCAACACCUGUAUGCAUGGCUCUUAAUGAAGUUGCAGAUAUAUCUAUACCAGGUUCAAAAGAUCAUGUAAAGGAGCAGGGUGAAAUCUUAGAGGGCAUUGUUGCUCGUAUUGUAAGCCAGGAAAGCUUAGAACAUAUGGAAAAAGUCUUGAAAGAUUUCCCUCCUCCACCAAUGGAUGGAGCGGGUCUUGAUUUGGGACCGAGCGCAAGAGAUAUUUGUGCUGCAAAUAGGUCGAGUGAAAAGCAGCAAAUAAAAGCGCUUCUUGAGGGUGUUGGCUCCUCUUUUUGCCCUGACCAUUCGGACUGGUUUGGAGUUGGAGCUGGUGACAACCAUUCCAGAAACGCAGAUAAAUCUGUGCUAUCAAAACUUUUGCAAUCUCAUCCUGCAGAUUUUUCUACCACCAAAUUGCAGGAAAUGAUUCGUUUAAUGAAAGAAAAGCGUUUUCCUGCUGCCUUUAAAUGUUACCAUGACUACCACAAAAUUGAUUCCAUAUCAAAUGACAACCUUUUCUAUAAAAUGGUCAUCCAUGUCCAUAGUGACUCUGCGUUCAGGCGUUACCAGAAAGAGAUGAGGUCUAAGCCAGGACUGUGGCCUUUAUAUCGAGGUUUUUUUGUUGACAUUAAUUUAUUCAAGGCAAGCAAGGAGAGAGCUGCUGAGAUCGCAAAAGGCAAAAGCAGCAUUGUGGAAGAUGGUAACAGUGGUAUGCCUGGAAAAUAUGGAUUGGCUGACGAAGAUGCAAACUUAAUGAUAAAACUGAAAUUUCUUACAUACAAGCUGCGAACCUUUUUGAUUCGCAAUGGUUUGUCAAUUCUUUUUAAAGAAGGUACAGCUGCUUACAAGACCUAUUACGAGAGGCAAAUGAAAAUAUGGAAUACUUCAGAACCAAAGAAGAGGGAACUCAGAAAGAUGCUUGAUGAAUGGGCUGUGUACAUACGAAGGAAAUGUGGAAACAAACCACUUUCAUCAUCAGUUUACCUCAGUGAGGCUGAGCCUUUUCUUGAACAGUAUGCGAAACGCAGUCCACAGAAUCAGUCUCUCAUUGGAUCUGCUGGAAACUUUGUAAGGGCUGAAGAUUUCCUGGCCAUUGUUGAGGGAGGAAGAGAUGAAGAGGGUGAUCUUGAGAGGGAGCAGGAGGUUGCACCAUCAAGCCCCAGUGCCUCAGGCAGGGACACUAUCCCAAAGGCUGAGGGUCUGAUUGUAUUCUUUCCUGGACUACCUGGUUCUGCUAAGUCAGCACUAUGCACGGAACUACUUCAAGACCCGGGAAGAAUGGGAGACGAUCGACCAAUUCAAAGCCUGAUGGGUGAUCUUAUCAAAGGAAAAUAUUGGCAGAAGGUUGCUGAAGAGCGCAAGAAAAAACCAUAUUCCAUAAUUCUUGCAGACAAGAAUGCCCCAAAUGAAGAAGUAUGGAGACAGAUUGAACACAUGUGCAACAGCACUAGGGCCUCCGCGGUUCCAGUUGUGCCUGAUUCUGAAGGAACCGAUUCAAAUCCAUUUUCUCUUGAUGCAUUAGCAAUUUUCAUGUCUCGGGUGCUUCAACGUGCUAAUCAUCCAGGAAACCUUGACAAGGAAUCUCCAAAUGCUGGCUAUGUGCUGCUAAUGUUCUAUCACCUUUACGAGGGCAAGAGUCGCCAAGAGUUUGAUGGGGAAUUAGUUGAGCGUUUUGGCUCGCUUGUCAAGAUGCCAUUGCUGAAGUCUGAUAGGAAUCCAUUACCUGAUCCCGUGAAGAAUAUUCUGGAGGAGGGAAUAAAUCUAUACAAGCUUCACACCGCCAAACAUGGAAGAUUGGAGUCGACCAAGGGAACCUAUGCAAAGGAGUGGACUAAAUGGGAGAAACAGUUGCGGGAUAUUUUAUUUGGCAAUGCUGAGUAUCUUAAUUCUGUUCAGGUUCCUUUUGAGUCUGCUGUAAAGGAAGUGUCAGAACAGCUGAAAAAAGGCAAAGGUGAGUACAAAACUCCAGAUACUGGGAAGAGGAAGUUCGGCGCCAUUGUCUUUGCUGCCGUUAGCCUGCCUGUUAUGGAAGUCAGUGGUCUGCUUGAUAGCUUGGCUGCAAAACAUAGUGAAGCCGAAGCUUUCCUCAAAGACAAGCAUUUGGAUAAACUUGACAAGGCUCAUGUUACUCUUGCACACAAGAGAAGUCAUGGUGUUACUGCCGUGGCUAGUUACGGAACCUUCCUUCACAAAACGGUCCCUGUGGAUAUAACUAAGCUUUUCUUCUCGGAUAAAAUGGCUGCAUUUGAAGCCAGCCUUGGGUCUGUCGAAGGCGAAAGAGUAGUGUCUAAAAAUGAGUGGCCGCAUGUCACCUUAUGGACUGCAGAAGGGGUUCCGGCCAAGGAUGCCAACAACUUACCCCAAUUGCAUUCAGAGGGGAAAGCUACCUGCAUUGCAAUUGACCCACCUGCCACCAUUGAUGGCACGCUGGAAUUUUACUGAGGUUUGAUCGGUCCGGGCCAGAUUGAGCUCGGCAUAUGAUUAGAAUGAAAUUUCAUUUGACGAUGCGGGUGUUCAAUGAAGAGAGAACCUAACUGCUUAAGUGAAGGAGAAUAUUUUGUAUGCCAUGAGGAAAAGGAAAUUUUGUUGAGUUGAUUUCUUUUCAGAGGUUUUGUAUACAUAAGGCAAUUAAAAUUUUGAAGUC